AAAACCCUCCUCUCUUUUCGUUUUUGUUUUCACUUCUUUUUCAGCUGCCUCCCUCACCCGCCAUUGAAGCUCAGCUGCCAAAGCUUUAUACACUUUAAUGGCCCCGUCUGUGGUUACUAAGAGAAAGGGCGCGAAAGCACAGAAGGCCUCGCCCAAAAAGAAGCAGAAGAAAGAGUCUUUUACUGCUAAAACCCCAAAGCAAGCUGACCUUUACGACCAUUCUGACAGCCCGGAUGAACAAGAGGUAGAGGAACAUGUAGUGUUUGAUGAAGAUGAUGAGGAAGGAUCUGGUUCUGGUUCUGACAUUCUUUUCGGUGAUGAUCCCCUUGCUGGUGAUGAUGAUUCUCUCCAAGCAAGUGAUGAUGAAGAGAAAAGUUCAGGGUCCAAUUCCGGUUCUGAUUUGGAUUCCGACUCGGAUGAUUCUGAUAUUGAGGCAAAAUCAAGAGCUAUUGAUGAAGAGAGGGCAAGGGAAGAAGAAGAAGCUGGAGCUGAAAUGCAGCUAAACAUUAAGGAAGAAUCCGAUGAGUUCAGAUUACCAACCAAAGAGGAACUAGAAGAAGAGGCACAUCGCCCUCCUGAUCUUCCAAAUCUCCAGAGGAGAAUAAAAGAGGUUGUUCGAGUGCUCUCAAACUUCAAGGCUUUGAGGCAAGAUGGGGCACCAAGGAAGGAUUAUGUUGAGCAGCUUAAGAGGGAUAUAAUUUCAUACUAUGGCUACAAUAACUUUUUAAUCGGGGCAUUAGUAGAGAUGUUUCCAGUUGUUGAACUUGUGGAACUUAUAGAAGCUUUUGAAAAGCCUAGACCAAUAUGUCUCCGAACUAAUACGCUAAAGACACGAAGGAGGGAUUUGGCAGAUGUUUUAAUAAACAGAGGAGUAAACCUAGAUCCCUUAAGCAAGUGGUCGAAAGUUGGACUGGUUGUGUAUGAAUCGCAAGUGCCAGUUGGUGCCACUCCUGAAUAUAUGGCUGGUUAUUACAUGCUCCAAAGUGCAAGCUCCUUUUUGCCUGUCAUGGCCCUUGCUCCUCAAGAAAAGGAACGAAUUGUUGAUAUGGCGGCUGCCCCUGGUGGUAAAACAACCUAUAUUGCCGCUCUUAUGAAAAAUAGCGGAAUAAUUUUUGCAAAUGAAAUGAAGGAGCCAAGGCUUAAGUCACUCACUGCUAAUUUGCACCGUAUGGGGGUGACAAACACAGUAGUUAGUAACUAUGAUGGCAAGGAGCUCCCUAAGGUUCUGGGUGUUAACGCAGUUGACAGAGUUCUGUUAGAUGCUCCUUGCAGUGGGACUGGGGUUAUAUCUAAAGAUGAAUCUGUUAAAACGUCUAAAAGCUCUGAUGAAAUACAUAAAUGUGCUCAUCUUCAGAAGCAACUGAUACUUGCAGCAAUUGACAUGGUGGAUGCCAACUCGAAAUCUGGGGGAUAUAUUGUGUACUCCACGUGCUCCAUUAUGGUUGCGGAGAAUGAAGCAGUUAUUGACUAUGCACUCAAGAAGAGAAAUGUUAAACUUGUGCCAUGUGGACUUGACUUUGGGUGUCCAGGGUUUGUUCGGUUUAGGGAACAGAGGUUUCAUCCAUCAUUAGAAAAGACGAGGCGAUUUUACCCUCAUGUUCACAAUAUGGAUGGUUUUUUUGUGGCAAAGCUGAAAAAGAUGAGCAAUUUAAAGCCAACUACAGCACAUUCUGAACUGGAUGAAACUGUAGAGCGAGGCCAUAGCAUGACUGAAGACAGCAUUGAAGAGAAUGAUGAGAAAGAUGAUCAAGAGCAUUUGACAGAAGAUGACACUAAAAUUAAAAAUAAGGUUUUGAAAGAAGGCGUUGCUGAAAGUGGGAAGUUAAAAUCGCCAGGUAUUACGGACCAAAAGAAGGAAUCUAGUGGGAAAAGGAGGAAGGAAAAGAAUUUCCCUUCCUUUUUCUCUCAUCUGAAAGGAAAAACUCCCUUGGAACAAAAACAAGAAAACAAAGCAAAAUUCCCUAAAUUGAAGUUUCCCCCCAGGGAGGAGAUAGCAAAAGCCAGGGAAGAGAAGAGGCGAGCUGUAAGGGAAAAGAAAUCUGCCAGCAAUAACGUCGGUAAAGGAGAAUGACCAACGGGCAGCAGAUCAAGUCUGGUUGUUUAACUGUGGCCAAGUUCUAGCAUUCCCCUUAGCAAAAUAGAUUGUACCAGUUUUUCUGGGUGUGUUUGGACAUAUGGUUCUUGAGGCAAUUUGGUGAACCAUGUGAUGGAAGCUGGCAAGUAGGCGGGCUUUUGCAAACUGAGUGGGGGAUUUGUCAUGGCAAUGUUGUUUUCUUUGUAGCAGUAAAUCAACUGAUACAAGUGGCCUCUGUGCUCUGUCUAAGUCCCUAAAGUUUUGUUUUAUUCCUUUUCGUUGAGAACCGAAAAAUGAUUUCAUUUUUAUAAUUGUUACUAACACAAUGUGCCUAUGACUUCCAUAUCUUAGUAAUUAUAAACGAAAGCUGAGGGAA
Messenger RNA from Prunus dulcis (almond), 2450 nucleotides. Its product is annotated as 25S rRNA (cytosine-C(5))-methyltransferase nop2-like. Lineage: Eukaryota; Viridiplantae; Streptophyta; Magnoliopsida; Rosales; Rosaceae. The record is from RefSeq and is a predicted model, not a curated record. Gene Ontology annotation, molecular function: RNA binding; rRNA (cytosine-C5-)-methyltransferase activity. Gene Ontology annotation, biological process: maturation of LSU-rRNA; rRNA base methylation. Gene Ontology annotation, cellular component: nucleolus. The coding region runs from base 98 to 2071 and encodes 657 amino acids. The transcript has 18 exons.